CCUCAUAACACAAAAACAUCAUGAACACUUCAUUUCAUCUUCUUUUUUCAAAUGCAACUUUCUUUUUCAUAAACUAAACAAAAAAAAAAGUAAAACUAUGUCAAACUCAGAAAAGUUGAAUUCUGUCCAAUAUGUUCAUACAAUAUCUGAGGCCGGUCGCCUUCUUCCUUCUGCCAGUCGUUGGAAUUCGAUCGAAUUGGACUUCAAUCUCCUUCCUAAAUCUCCCUUCAAUGAAAAAAUUGAGUCUUUACCAUCAAGAUUUUCAAAAUCUAUUGAUUUUAACCUGUUUGUUAAAGAUAAAAUCCAUUUCAAAAGAUUCGUCAUUAUAGCAGCCCUCUUUAUCAUCAUUAUACCUGCACUUAUUCUCCUUAAGCAUUUUUUUCCUCCAAGAAAUCAUCAUAAUGGCUCUUCCCAUAACAUCACUCUUGCUCUUAACAAAGCUCUUCUCUUAUUUGAUGCUCAAAAAUCGGGGCGAUUUGUGGAGAAUAGUUUGAUAAGGUUUCGAGGGAAUUCAGGGAUGAAUGAUGGGAAUAGCAGUGAGCAUUUAGAUCUUGUUGGUGGUUUUUAUGAUGCUGGGAAUAAUAUAAAGUUUAGUUUCACCACAGCUUAUACUGUUAGUCUGUUAAGCUGGACAGUGAUUGAAUAUCAUGAGAAAUAUGAUCAUAUUGGAGAACUUGAUCAUGUUAAGGAUAUUAUCAAAUGGGGUAGUUUAUAUUUACUUAAACUCUUUGUUCCUCCGAAUAAUUCUUCUAGUGCUUCAGCCAGAAUCUACUCUCAGGUUGGAGGGAAUAAUUCAAAUCCUGAGAAUGAUCUAACAUGUUGGCAAAGGCCAGAAGAUAUGAAUUACUCAAGGCUUGUUUCGGUUUGUGACAUUAGUUCUGCCUCAGACUUAGCAGGGGAAAUGUCAGCCGCAAUGUCAGCAGCAUCUUUAGUACUGAAAGAAGAUGAGAAUAUUGCAGAGAAAUUGGUGAAAGCAGCAGAGGAAUUAUUCAUUCUUGCAAUUGGAACAGAGAAGCAAGGAACAUACACGACGAAUGAUGAUUGCGGAGGAAAAGCUAGGCAAUUUUAUGACUCAACAAGUUACAAAGAUGAAUUGGUUUGGGGUGGACUUUGGUUAUUUUUUGCUACAGGCAACAAAACUUACCUUAAGUAUGCAACAGAGAACUUUGCCUCAGCUGUAAAGGAACAGGUAGAUUCUGACGAAGGUGUCUUUGAUUGGAACAACAAGAUCACUGCUACAUCGAUUCUGCUAACAAGGAUUAGGUACUUCCGGGACCUUGGUUAUCCAUAUGAGUCUUCGUUUAUAUCAUCGACAAUCAAUACUGACUUGCUCAUGUGCUCUUAUACUUCUGAUACAAAAUACAGCAAAACAGAAGGUGGAUUAAUCCUUUUAAAGCCAAGUACUAAUCCACCACUACUCCAGUAUGCUGUGACAGCUUCCUUUCUUAGCAAAUUGUAUAGUGACUAUCUCCAGCUUUUGCGUACAACAAGCAGAAGCUGCUCUGAUUCUGUGUUUUCUUCGGAAAGUUUACAAAAAUUCUCACAAUCACAGGUGAAUUACAUACUAGGAGAUAACCCUUUGAAGAUGAGUUAUGUGGUUGGAUAUGGUGAUACCUAUCCGGUUCAAGUACACCAUCGAGCUGCAUCGAUCCCUUGGGAUGGGAAACAACGUAUAUGCUCAGAAGGGAACCAAUGGCUCAAUUCAGAAAAGGCAAAUCCAAAUACCCUUUUGGGAGCAAUGGUUGCAGGACCAAAUAAGGAUGAUGUUUUUUCGGACGAAAGAAGUCAACCAUGGUUCACAGAACCAAAUAUAGCAAGUAAUGCUGGUCUAGUAGCAGCACUGAUUGCACUUCAUGAUCCUCCAACUGGAUCUUCUAAUCCAAUUGGAGGUAUUUUAGGAAUUGAUAAGAAUGGUAUGUUUGAAAAUGUAAAAGAAUUCUCUUAAGCUUCUUGCAUAAACAAAGAUAUGAUAAGGUGCAAAAGGAAAAGAUCAUUAAAGCGUAGAAGGCAAUUUGUUUGUCUAGCGUUGCUUUGCAGGUAUAGAUUUUGCACAAUUCUUAAAAAAGAAAAAAAAUUAAUUAGCAGUAUGAUUUGAUUAAUAUAUUCCUUAUUAAUUCUUAAUCUUUAUCUAUUUAUGUGUCUGGAAAUCUUCAUCUAUUUACGUAUCUUAAUUCUAGAGUAAUUAUUAUUAAGGUAGAGCUGAAAAAAGUAGUUAAUUAUUUCUUAUUUUUUUUGAAAUAUGUCAAAUAUUUUGAGAUGAUAUUUUUUAAUAAACAUGUCAACUAUUUUGAGACGAGGGAAUAGUCAUUUAAAACAAGAGAAAGAUAUAAAGUCACCACUGAAGUUAUCCCGAAUUUGCAAAAAAACACUUAAAAUUUGCCGGUGUCCUAUAACCCUAUUGAACAAUUUUGAAGUGGUAUUAUUAUCUCAUUUUUGAUCAAUCUCAAUCUUAAGAAGAAAGUAAUUGUUACACAUCAAUCCGUAAUUACCAUGUGUAAAAAGGCAUAAAUCACCAAAAAAAAGGAAAAAAAUUAUUUCUUUUGAUAAAUAACUUUUAAAAACUUCCCAAGCUUCACUCCCCACCCCCACACUCCAACCUAUCUACUUCUUCUUUCUCUAUCCCCCUUCACUACUAAGAAAAGAAAAAAAUUGCAGAGAAUUGAGGAAGAAAAGGAUGCGUCAAAUUGUGCCACUGCUCCAAAAAUCAAUUGUCAUUUCUUUGUCAUCGUAAAAUAUUCUUUGAUCGAACAAAAUGGUGACUAAUAGUGAUCAUAUCUCUCCAUUUCUUUUUCAUUUUUCAUUACCUUUUAGUCAUUUUCUUUGAAAAAAUAAAAUAAUGACAAUGCGUCACACCGGUCAAUUGCUCCUCACCACUGGUCAAUUUCUUCGCCGCUGGUCAUCCUUCAACAACCACGAUCAAUGUCACUGCUAUAACCACCUCCUACAUAUUUAUCACCAAAUUAUUGUUAAGUUAUCCUCAUAUUAAAAAUUAGAAAAAUCAAAAUCAUCACCAAACUACAAUAAAAAAUCAAAACCCAUUACCAAAGUUCAUAAGAAGAAUCAAAGGAAAUAAUAGACAAUAUAAUGAUGAAUUAUAGAAAAAUAUUGAAGAGAGAGAGAGGAAAAAGAAGAUACAACAACAACAACAUACUCAGUAUAUUCCCACCAAGUGGGGUCUGGGGAGGGUAAGUGUACGUAGUCCAUACCACUACCUCGGAGGUAAAAUAGAGAGGUAGUUUUCGAUAGAUCCCUGACUCAAGAUAAAAUAGUAUAGCUAAAGAAUAGUUAAUGGACAAGAUACAAUAGAAAUCACCAUAUCCAAUAAUACCAUAUACAAGAUUCACUAAGGAAUACAACAAAUGAUACAAUAUCCUGAAAUAAUACUAACUUUUUAUCCUAAUUUGCCUCCUUCACAACUUCCUAUCUAGGGUUAUGCCCUCAGUAAGCUAGAUCUGCUCCAUGUCAUAUCUAAGAACCUUCCUCCAAUAUUUCUUCAGUCUAUCUCUAACUCGCUUGAAAUCAUCCCUAGCCAACAUCUCAUACCUCUAUAUUGGGGCAUCUGUGUCCCUCCCCAUCACAUGACCAAACCAUCUCAACCUCAUUUUCCUUAUCUCGGCUUCCACCAAAGCCACUCUCACCUUAUAUCGAAUAACCUCAUUUCUAAUCCUAUCUUUCCUAAUAUAUCUACACAUCCACGAAGGAUUCUCAUCUCUGUCACCUUCAUUUUCUGGAUGAAGGCCUUCUUGACAGGCCAACGUUCUGCCUCAUAUAACAAAGUCAGUCUAACCAUGACUUUGUAGAACUUGUCUUUAAGUUUAGGAGGUACCUUUUUGUCACAUAAGAUUCCCGAGGCGAGCCUCCAUUUCAUCUAUUCUACCCCAAUCCGAUAAGUGACAUAUUCGUCAAUCUCUAUAUUUUCUUGAAUCAUAGACCCUAAAUACUUGAAACUAUCUCUCUUGUGGAUGAAAAAAGUAUCAAGCUUAGCAACCAUUUCCGACUCAUGAGACACCUUGCUAAAAUUAAGGGAGAAAGUAACUAAGAUUCAGAUAGGGUAAAUAAUUGGGUCUUCUUAUUGAAAAAGUAAAAUAAAAUAAAUAAAAUUAAAAAUAUACUUUAAUGAACAAAUAUUGAAAUAAAUCUUAAAAUAAUUAUCUUUUUCUUAUCUCACGCACCAUUGGAGAGUGUACUUCACUCUAUCUUUCACGUAGGCUUGAAAUGGGAUAAUAAAUCCACUUUGAAUAAGAAUAAGGGGGUAAUAGGACACCCACAAAUUUUAAGUAUCUUUUUGUAAAUUCGAGACAACUUCAAUGAAGUUUUAUGUCUUUUCUCUAAAAAUAAUAUCUUUUUUUCUUUUUUGAUAACUCUUUAAUUUCAACUUUCCACAUGAGUUGCUUAAGACCACAAGAUCAAAUGAUAUUUAGUACAUUAUAUAUAUCUUUAGUUUAAGAUCACAAGAUUCAAACUUCUUUAAUUUUUUUAAUUUCAUGUCAAAUCAAAACCAGACAAACAAACUGAAACAUAAGAAGUACCAUUUACUUGACAUUGUUUCGAUAAUUAAGGGUCAUAAUCAAAAUGAGUUAAUCAAUUCUACCAAGGAUAUCUAUGCAUGAUUCUUUUUUCUUUUGAGUUUAUGAUAACAUCCUAGAACUCUCUCAUUUUUUCCUACUUUCUUUGCUUUCUCUGCUCAAAUGGAAAAUUUAUUUUAAUUGAACAUCACAUAACACCAUUUUCUAAUUAUCAACUUUCAAAAUUCACAUUUUAUUUUCCUCUUUAAUUAGUUUUAUAAAACUAAAGCAUUGAGACUGAUAUGGCCCAAAUUAUAUCUCCAAGAAAAUACAAUACGAUUGUUAUCAAAUAUAGAACCCAACAAAGGUUGGGGCCAUAGGGAAUAAGCUAAAACUUUAUUACGAAUUUAUUGAAGUAGCCAAAAAGUGCAGAAAAGUAAAUGGGGGAUUUGCAAAGACAAUAAUAUUAGUAACAGAUAUUGAUUGCUUUAGAUUGAAAUCAAUAUGAGAUGAAUACUAGGACUGUGUUCUCCUUGACUUUCUAACUUCGUAGACUUUUUGUACUUCGUCAAACUAUCUCAAUACCUUGCAUGUAGAAUCUGACAAGAUAUGUAUCACCAACCAUCUUGUGAAUGCCUUUGGUGAAUUUCAUUCAUCACCUUUUGAGUCUCAAAGUGUCACCUUACUAAACCUUGCCGUGGAUCCCAGAUUAACUCUUUUUUUAGGUAUCAAGUUAAUUAGAUGAAGUUUAGUAGCUUCAAAUUACUGUUGUAAUCUUAUUUUCGUAAUCUCAACUUUCUUUUGAAGUAAGUAUCGAAUAUAAGUAGGUUCUUAACAUCUGUAGUCAUUAAGAAAGCAAUCAAAUUGAAGAAGAUCACAAUACAUAUAAGAACAUAAUCAAGAACGACUUUUCACUUUCUCUACUUCGCUAUUCCAUCAGGGUUCCCACAACCCUAGUUAGUUGGUUUAACUACUCAUGUUUGCAAGAAAAUCUAUUGAAUUCAUGAAAGAAAGCAUAUGAAUAAUCUUACAAAAAUUGAAGAAUAAAAAUACGAAUCUCAAAUUAAUAUCCAACCAUAAAAAACAAGCACAAUGGAUUCCAAGAUCAAAAGUCGAAUCUCAGAAUCAAUAUAGUAUUGUAAGUAUAUAGAGUGUAUAAAAUAAUAAAAAAUAUCAAAAGGAUAUUUAUAGGAUACAUCAAACCCUAAAAAUCCUAACCAAAAUAAAAUAGAAAAAUAUGAGUAGGCAUCUACCUACAGACCCACUUACAGGUCAUAUGUGCUACUUACAAACCUUAGGUGGGUCGUAGGUCUCAGAAGGAAUCAUCAGUUUUUGGGCCUUCCACUUAUGGGAGGUACCUACAAGGGUCAUAGGUGCUACUUACACCCCCUUAAGUGCCUCCUUAACUCUCGAACAAAAACUUCACUCUCAGAACUUAGCCCUGACACCUACAAUGGAACCUAUGAGAAUCAUAAGCCCCACUUCCAGCCCGUAAGUUGGUCUGUAAGUGUGUGUCUCUGCAACACUUCACUCUUUUUUCCCCUUUUGCAACUAACCCUAUUUUCCUACAAACCAAACACAAAAAUACAUCAUAUUCAAUAAAAGUGACCUAAGUACUUAUAUAAUUUUCGAUUUAAGCAUCGAAAGUUCCAUGAAACCAUGA
Messenger RNA from Capsicum annuum, 6168 nucleotides. Its product is annotated as endoglucanase 10. The record is from RefSeq and is a predicted model, not a curated record. Gene Ontology annotation, biological process: carbohydrate metabolic process. Gene Ontology annotation, molecular function: hydrolase activity, hydrolyzing O-glycosyl compounds. The coding region runs from base 98 to 1945 and encodes 615 amino acids. The transcript has 6 exons. NCBI's taxonomy places the organism in Eukaryota, Viridiplantae, Streptophyta, Magnoliopsida, Solanales, Solanaceae.